AUAACACAUUUGAAGCCUCUAGCCCAUUGUGUGGUUUCUGUUGAAAGAAUGAAAACAGGAUAAUUGAGAAUUUACGGCGUUUCUGUACAACUGCAAUCCCCUGGGUAGGGACUGCAUCUAGAUUCACCUUUGUUUUCAUUGUGCCUUGCACAGUGCUUAGGAGCAGUUUUAAUAGGUGAUCAGUAAUUACUUAAUUGACUGGAAGUGUAUUCAAGUAUGUUCUAAUUCUGCCCUAUCUGGAGAAGCAUGUAUAUCAGGAGAAAUAGACUUAUUUUGCUUACAUUGUUAUUUAUCACAUGUUUUCAGACUAGUAUUAGAAAAUAUAUUCUAAACAUGCAAACUGGUGUCCUUACAAAUGGCCAUACUAGCUGUUUUCUUUCAUAGUCCAAAUUGUGUGCGUCUAGCUAAAUAACAGUCUGCUACAUUAUAAUAGCAAAUGCGAUUUUGUUGUGUGGAGACUUAAGGUGUGAUUAGGGUCUGCUGUUUCUCACCCUGAAUGGUGGUUUUUAUACAUGACAAAGCUGGCUAGCACGUUCAUUUACAUUACAGCAAGAAUAAUCCAUUGCUUUUAAAACAUCAGUUUUCAUCUGCAUUUUAGAUUUAGUAUUCAACAAAAAUUUCUUAUUAAAUAACUGAAAAAUAUAUGCAGGGAGACUGUAGACUGUAAAAUGAAGGAGAAGCUUAGCUUUACAGUGGAGUCUGAGCUUGGGUGUAACCUAACUAGCUAGAGGAUAUGCAAUUCCUGAUUGACAGCAGGACCAGCAUUAUGCAGAUUUUGUAGGAGAGAGCUGCAGCUCAGAAACAGUGAUUAGGGGCUCUGUUAGGAAUCUCUGCGUUCACCACGUCAGAUCUUUAGGUUUGUAUUUUUCUGUCUACUGGAUUUGUAAACAAAUAGCACAAAACAGUGCCUCUUUUGUUUUUAUUAAAGUAAUAACUGCAGUGUAGUUUCAGUCUAUCAGCUAGGCAUACAUGUGCAGAAAUCUGAUAUGCUCCCUAAAUUAGCUAAUUUUUAGCUGUGUUCCAUGCUUAUCUCCAGACCUCUGUGUGUUAAAUCCUAUCUCGAGCUGUUCUCUUUACAUACAAGUGUGUUUUGUUUGUGCCUUCCUGUCUUCUUCAGUGAGAAGCUUUAUGUAGGUCAGGCUUGGCUUAAGCAGAUUUCCUGAACCUGCGUCAGCUUAAGCUGGAGGAAUUUUAAUAAACCCUCCCCUGUAGGCGUGGGCCUAAAUGAGGCUAGCCUAGUUAAGCCUGAUCUUUUUCUGUUUGUGAAAAGAGCUGAGCAGAGCUGGAGGCUGCAUGGUGGUUUCAGAAAAGAACAAUGGUAGGAAAGGCUAGAUCUUCCAAUUUUACCUUAUCUGAAAAGCUUGAUUUGCUAAAGCUUGUGAAGCCAUAUGUUAAAAUUCUCGAAGAACACACUAAUAAACAUUCAGUAAUAGUGGAAAAGAAUAGAUGUUGGGAUAUCAUAGCAGUUAACUAUAAUGCAGUUGGAGUAGACCGCCCUCCUCGAACAGCGCAGGGCCUACGCACCCUUUACAAAAGGCUCAAAGAAUAUGCCAAACAGGAGCUAUUGCAGCAAAAAGAGACCCAAUCAGAUUUUAAAAGCAAUAUUUCUGAGCCAACCAAGAAACUUAUGGAGAUGAUUCCCCAGAUUUCCAGUUUUUGCCUGGUAAGAGACAGGAACCACAUACAAAGUGCAAACUUGGAUGAGGAAGCACAGGCUGGUACCAGUUCACUACAGGUAAUGUUGGAUCACCAACCUGUUGCUAUUACAGUGGAGGUGAAGCAAGAAGAAGACAUUAAACCACCACCUCCACUGGCUUUAAAUUCUCAACAGAGUGAUACUUUAGAGCAAAGAGAAGAACAUGACUUAGUACACGUUAUGGAAAGAUCUUUGUCGCCAUCUCUGUCCUCUGUUGAUAUGAGAAUGACAUUGUCUCCAUCUUCUAUUCCAAGGAGAGAUGGAUUUUUUCGGCACGAGAGUGGAGAACACUUUAGAUCAAUAUUAGGGUAUGAUCCUCAGAUUCUGCAAAUGCUGAAAGAGGAGCAUCAGAUAAUUUUAGAAAAUCAAAAAAAUUUUGGAUUAUAUGUUCAGGAGAAGAGGGAUGGAUUGAAAAGAAGGCAACAGCUAGAGGAAGAACUGUUAAGAGCAAAAAUUGAAGUGGAGAAGCUGAAAGCAAUUCGCUUACGGCAUGAUCUGCCAGAAUAUAAUGGUCUCUAAAAUUUUUUUUGAAUCUUGCACUUUAAUCAUUUUAAUUUUGGCCAAAAUUUCAUUCAGAAUAUCCUCAAGCAAAAUGCGUAUUCUUGAAAAAUGUUGUUACUCUCUAUUAUGGAAAAACUUUGUUGUUAUUAAAUUUUCCUUUGAGAUACACUCAGAUUUACUUAUUGGUUAGCAUGAUUAUAUAUUUCAUUCUCUUCCCCCCAUUUUUUUUCUAAGAAGUUUGUUGGCCUUAUAAAAAGAUAAUUUCUUCUGCUCAUUAAAAUAUAGCAUGUUGUUGUUGUUGUGUGUCCUUGAGUUGACUGCUACUCAUAGCGACCCUAUAGGACACAGUAGAACUGCCCCGUAGGAUUUCCUAGACUGUAAUCUUUAUUGGGAGCAA
Trichechus manatus latirostris (Florida manatee) is the source of this 2594-nucleotide messenger RNA. RefSeq names its product fibrinogen silencer binding protein (gene FSBP). The transcript has 2 exons. Gene Ontology annotation, cellular component: nucleus. NCBI's taxonomy places the organism in Eukaryota, Metazoa, Chordata, Mammalia, Sirenia, Trichechidae. The record is from RefSeq and is a predicted model, not a curated record. Bases 1316 to 2215 code for a protein of 299 amino acids.